Cylas formicarius (sweet potato weevil) is the source of this 4291-nucleotide messenger RNA. Its product is annotated as odorant receptor 30a-like. Gene Ontology annotation, biological process: detection of chemical stimulus involved in sensory perception of smell; sensory perception of smell. Bases 3121 to 4233 code for a protein of 370 amino acids. The transcript has 9 exons. Gene Ontology annotation, molecular function: odorant binding; olfactory receptor activity. The record is from RefSeq and is a predicted model, not a curated record. Lineage: Eukaryota; Metazoa; Arthropoda; Insecta; Coleoptera; Brentidae. Gene Ontology annotation, cellular component: plasma membrane.
UUCGGAGCCCCACUGAAGUAGGGAAUGGGAUUUAUUUUGACGCCUGAAAUAUAGCCUUAGGCCCGACAGCAGAUAAGAAAUAUAUUGUUUCCUUUCAGCGCCUAAAACUGGCAUAUUCCUAUACUUCAGUAAUGACAAGUGGAAACAAUUGAUGCUGUCGAUAGUAUUCUAGUUGGAUAACUCUCUGAUGUGUUAUUAGAUCGAUUUUAAAAAUAAAUUUUUCAUGCGUCCUCAAACGGUGAUCACGCUAGAACUACGACUUCACUAGAGAGAAGAGUGAUAUAGAAAACCCUACUAGAUUUACAGGAGAAGAAAUAUUGAAAUCAGUGGGCCCAUUUAAUAAAUAAAGGUUUACAUUACAUACAACAACGCGGAUAGCCAUCUUUUUACUUGCCCAGAUUUUAAUACACGUGGCAUUGGUGAACUAUUCAAAAAUGGCAUUAACAGAAAAUAUUAAAAGAAUUUAUGUCUUCCUAAAGCGCAAAAUGCAUCAAGAAAAAAUACUCUUUUUGGUUGGUUACAGUCGCAGUGUUUUCUUUAAAAAAUACUUUAAAUUCGACUUUUUCUUUUCACAGAGGACGAGGAGACUAUGUCUUCCGGUCAAACUGAAUCACAUUACUCAUAUCAUGCAUAUGGAAGACAGCCGUAGUUUUCCUUGACCUUAGAUCCAUCAGCCUACUACCACUUUACUGCAUAUUAAUGUUCUAAUAAUAUAAAAGUUGGACAAAAAUAUUUCAACGACACUGUUGUUAGUUGAUCAUAAGUUAUUGUGUGCUAAACUAAAAAACGUUUGUUCCACCGAUCGAUCUGUAUUCUAUUUUUCAGUCUUUUUUUUAAGCAGUUUGUUAGAACCAAUGUCGGUAACGUUAGUUCGGGAGUACCAAAGAGUUCAAUUCUUUUCAUUUGAUAUGCCUAAGAAGAUCGAAUUUCCUCAAAUUGAUUCAUAUGCUGACACAAUUAAUUAUAGGUACGUCGACGUUAAUCGUAGGGAUAUUAAAAGUCUUUCUCAAUGUUAUAAAAACACAAUCUUAAGCCGAAUUCUAAAAAAACUAUAGGCUAUAAUUUUUUGUAAGAUCACAUUAUCAAUUAGAAAAUGAAGAUCUUAGAUCAGCUGAGGUAUAGUUGCCACAUUUCUAAUUUAUGUAAAAAAACUUAUAUAAUCCUGACAACACUGAAUGCAAAUAAACAUAUAAUCAAUUUUAAGGUAAGAAAAAAACUCUCUGAGCAAUGCAUCCUUCCAAAGUUAUGCACUGUCUUACAUUUCAAAAAAUUACAAAAAAUUCAGAACAGCUGUGCCCGAUUCGUUUAUUUUUUUGAGAAAGUUUGAUCGUAUAUCAGAAAAAAUAUUUGCGUUGAAAUGACUCAGAACUAAAUACUUGUUUCAAUUUUUACUCGCAUUUGUUGUAUUUAAUAUUCUUUCUCGACGUACGUGAAAGAUCGUUCAGUGUUUCGGUAUGGUAUUCACAAUGCUCCUCUAAGGAGGAAAAACGUUCUUCUAAAUUCUUGUAAAUUUGAACUCUGCUUUAGCUAUAACGCCAUUCAGCUUUAUAAUCAUUACAAUAAAUAUUUUCAGCCAGCUCAGUUCUAAUAUUUUGGAAAAAAUUUGAGGUCCAUUUAUUGGAAUUUUAAAAGUCUCUGUCCUAAACAUUUACGUUUUAUCAAUAACGAAUUAUUAGACUCUUAUUAUAUAUAGCUUGUUGUUUCAUUAUUCUUAUAAUAUUCAUUUAAUGUUGAGUAUUUUGUCUAAAUCUAAAAAUGCGAUGAUUCGUAAUUGAAAAUCUGUAAUAAACUACAUGGAGUUGCAAUUGCAUCUGACAACACUGAAGAUAAGGAAACCUUUGUAGAAAUAUAGGCAACUGCCAUGUGUAUACAAAAAAUGUAAUAUUGCAAAUAACGUGAAAAAGUCAAUGACAUUCCACUUAAAAUCGGCAUUAAUUUUUGGUGCACUGGGCACUUUUGCAAAGUUUUCAACUGCCUCUGCAAGAAGUGGUUUUUAACUAGAAUAUGAAAAAAUUAUGCUGGCUCGUACUUACAAAACUUUUUCACGCUGCCUAGGCAUUCUUAGUAGUUGACGCUUACAUUCUUAAAUAUCCUUCGAUAGUAUGCAUUUAGUUUUCUUUAAUUGAGGUUUAAAAGGGCACAAGUGUUGCACGUCCAUAGAUAUCAUAAUAAGGCAAAACAAUGGAAAUGCAAAACAAUUAAAUAGAAUGACUAUGGCUUAAUUAUUUAUGGCGAAAACAAAAUUACUCUCAAGCAAGCAGAGAUGCUUUCAAUGAUUUUUUAAAUUAUUUGUUAGAGAAGAUUUUAACAGAUGUCUAUUUUGCAGUAUUCAAAGAAUUAGAAACAGACUUUGACACACUAUGCAGCGAGAAUUAUGACUUAUUUUUACUUUUGCAUAUAAGUGAUCCAUUUUAUGAUGUAUUUCAGUUAAGGAGAAAUGAGCGAAGAUGCAAGGCAAAUUCAUAAUCAUGUGGCACAAAAAGUCUGCAAAGGGCACGAUACAUAAUAAGCAGCAUAUAAAACCCUAAUCGCUCUCUUUUGUAGUUUAAAAAUGGUCUGUGCUGCAGUACUGUGUCCCCACGAUGGAACGGUAUAUGAAACUUUGAAUGUAACAGUGCAAAAUAACAGGCUUUAAGGUUGUCGAAAUUUAUAUAGAAUCACAGUCUUAUUAAACAUAUCAGACUGGAUAAAGUUUUAGAGAGCUCAUCUCUAUUGUUUGCCUACAAUUUGUCAUCUAUAAUGUUACCUACCGCUCAUAUUAGGAAUCAUUUUGUCGCUAGCAGAACUGAUCAUCACUUCUAUAAUACUGUGCUACACAAUCAUGCAAUUUCUCAUAUUCGCUUGGAGCUGCAAUGACGUUAUUAUCCAAAUAAGCAUCUAGUAGCAGCUAGUUUAAAUAAAUAUUUUAUAAAAAACUUUUAGAGUAUGGAUUUGUCCAGUGGCCUCUUCUAGUUGCGCAUAUAAUGACUAUGAGAUGUCAGAAGUCGCUGCACUUGAUGACUGGGCGGUUUGGAGUCAUGGAAUUGCAAUUUUUCCUUCGCACGCCCCUGAGUCCGACACCCGACAUUUUGAACGCGCCUUGUAUUCCUCUGCAUUAUAAAAUGUUACAUUAGAUGGUUAAUGAUUGCGGCCGGCAUUUGGAGAUUAGAAAUUAAAGAGUUUUCGACUUCGAAAAAGAGAUUUUACAAUUUUUAUUCUGUGAUCAUACAGCUGAUCUGCACUUCGCCGAUAAUUUCGGUAACGCUAGAUGUUCCGGCCCUAAUGGAAGCUGAUCAAGCUUCAGCUUUUGGCAACAUCGGCCUUGCGGUGUUCCUCGCGAUGAUAAUCAGCAAAAUGUUAAUGUGCCAGUCGAAGCCUAUUCUGAGACUGGUUAAAGUUGCCUUUCAGAACGAAUUCCAAAUGAUCUAUAACGUAAAUGCAGAUGUAGCAGCUAUAUAUAAAAAGCACAUUAAACUCAAUAAUUUCUUCAUUACGCUUCUUGUUAUGUACAUAACAAUUAUACUAGUUAGUGUGAUUACAUCGGGUGAUGUCCAUUGCUACCAGUACUUAAGACAAAACCAAACAGUUAAACCUAUGCUGGUGAAUUAUUGGUAUCCGUUCGACACCAACAAAUACUACGCGCUAGUGCUAAUAGACCAGAAUAUCAGGCCGACGCUGGCAGCUUUGUGCACGGCUAUUGUAAACGCUUUUGUAAUUUGCAUAAUCAUCUUCGUGAGAUUGCAGCUCAAAUUAUUACAAUACAGCUUUCGGAAUUUCGACAAGCUAGAGUUGCAGGGCUUGGAUGGUCCAACUAUGUUAAAACUAAUCUGUGUUAAACACCAGGAACUAAUUGAAUAUACCGUGGAACUAAAUCAAUCUUUCAAUAUAAUAAUAUUUAUUGAUUAUAUGGUGUCUUCUAUUACAUUUGCUGCUCAAAUUCUACAGAUCAUUGGAGGCGUCGAACCAAUUUUUACUUCUGCUAUUCUGUCUUACACAAUCAUACAACUACUUAUAUUCGCCUGGAGUUCCAAUGAGAUCAUCGUGCAGAGCACGGAAUUGGCUAGAGCCCUCUUCGAGAGCAACUGGUACGACCAUGACAUCAACAUUAAAGCUAUGGCCCACAUAAUGAUGAUGAGAUGUCAGAAGCCGUUGAGCCUUAUGAUUGGUAGGUUCGGAGUUAUGGAUUUGGACGUCGGGAUUUCGCGUCUGAAAUUGGCAUAUUCUUACACAUCCCUCAUGAGAAGUGGAGAUUGAUCGUCAACACUAAUCGGGAUUCAAUUCAGAUCGAUUCAAUACCAAUAUAAAUAUCUAU